AUGACAUCUGAGGGCGGAGUAAAAUGCCAUCCCUCGUGGACCCAAACCGGCUCGAACACAUAUACCCAGCCGUACGGAUUUCAAGAGGUCCUGUAUAAUGCCAUAACCGUCCCGCCUGGAUCCCCUGGUCUGUUCCUCAUAGGCUCUUCCGUCACCUUCAGCCACAUCCCUUCCUCACCCGGCAAUGAACUUUCUACCCAGGACCUGGUCCCUCUCCUCCGCAAGGCUUGGCUACAGUUGCGACAGCAAUAUCCGACUUUAGCAGCAGAGAACCACCCAAAUGGAAAGACAUACACCUCCCCAUUGUCCUCCGUGGAGUUUGAAGCCUGGCUUGACGAAACAUUCAUCGUGACUCCCGGUAAGACAUCUGUCGAGCACUGGAAAACUAUGGUCAAGACAAGUAAAACCACACUGCACUUUUUCCCUGAGGAGCGCCAGCUGUUCAUGCAAGGGGAGCAUCACAUCCUCGAUGGAAGGGGCGUGAUGAACUUUUGGGACCGCUUCUUCAAGUUUCUUGCAUCACCAGCAAAGGAGGAUUUACUGAAGAAGACAUAUGGCUCUGAAAUAGCACGCCUUCCUCCACGAUCCGAUGACCUUCUCGACAUGAAAGAGAUAGGACCCGGGCGAGGCGAGCAGCGGGCGUUGGAGAUUCUCGCGCCGCUCACCACCAUGCAAUCGCCAAUCACCGUACCUGUGCCACGCCCUCUACCUCCCUGCUCUACACGGAACGCAGCGCUUGAGUUCCAGCUUAGCGCUCGCACCACGGGCUCCAUCAUCGCUGCAUGCAAAGCCCAGCGUCUGAGCGUGACGGCAGCCUGGCAUGCCGCCGUGGUCCUUGCGACGCAGACCAUCCAGGCGCAGCGUAACUCGGCUGCAUCGGGAGGAACAAGGGCAGAAGUAGGUAAGCAGUUCGCAGCGUUUGGCAAUUUCGACCUGCGCCGCUACUUCCCCGUCGUGGACGAAGCCGUUCUGCCCGACGCUUAUGCCCUAAGCAACCACCACGGCGUGCUCCCUUACGUCGUCGAGCCGGACGGCAAGAACUUCCCAGAGAUAGCGCGCGAGCUCGCCGCUUUCUAUCAACAAGACCUGCCGAAGGCGGACGCCGAGGUGUGGAGCGCGCUGGGCCCCAUGAUCCGCACAAUGGUGCCAGAGUUUACCGUGGCGCAGCUUGAGGAGACCACACCCGCCUUGUCGAGUCUGGGGGUGGUAGACAAUUUUAUUGGUUCAUCGUAUACCGAUGUAGAGGAGAAAGGGAUUUGGCGGAUCGAGGAAGUCUGGUUUGGUGAUACAGUGACUGGGCCGUGGCUGGAGUGCUUCAUGUGGGCGUGGCAGGGCCGGCUGUCCGUUAAUACUUGCUUUAACCCAGCAUAUUACACGCGCGCAGAGGUCAAUGAAUGGAACCAACUGGUGCUGGAGAAGAUGCUGAAUGGGUUGGGGAUUCUAGGUCGGUCGUCUUCGUCGAAGCUAUGA
Truncatella angustata is the source of this 1470-nucleotide messenger RNA. RefSeq lists its product as uncharacterized. The record is from RefSeq and is a predicted model, not a curated record. The coding region runs from base 1 to 1470 and encodes 489 amino acids. The transcript has a single exon. NCBI's taxonomy places the organism in Eukaryota, Fungi, Ascomycota, Sordariomycetes, Amphisphaeriales, Sporocadaceae.